GAAGUGCCUGCAGCUCCCCGCAAGCGUGCGGGAGGGAGACAGCGUUCUUGAGGCCGGCUGGCUGCAGCUGAGGAGACAGGACUCACAGACCCUCUUUGAUUAGGAUGUGUCAGUGUUGUCAGGGCAACUGUUAACAGCGGCGUGUCAUAUUUUGUCCUUGCGCUGCCUGCCGAAUGUUGUAGCGUGCUGUAGCUGGAAGAGAGUUGCGGAGAGAAGGUGCUGCAGCAAGGAACCGGGAGCGGUGGGGCCAAGAUCUGACUGAACAGGUUAAGACAGCGACGAACAGCAUCCACAAUGUGCCUUUAAUUAGGGCUUUUCCUGAAGGAGGGGGAAGACUACAAGCGUUUUGCUGCCGACUGGAUAGUGGCAUUUGUCAGCUGUUUGCAUACUGCUUACCCAUAGGGGAUCUGUUACAAGUGCUCAAAUGAACAGAGCGCGCUGCAGCUAGCAGCUAACCGGGGGCUGCCGUUGCUUACUUUUCUUUAAUAAGCAAGAAGCAACAACAACAACAACAUGACUGUUUCAAUUUCUGCUCUCCGACAAGAGAGACUGAAGAAAAGUGCUAGGCCAAAUCCCCCGGGUUUAUUCACCAUUAACGAAGAGGAUGAGCCGCAAAAGAAUGGGAAUUCCCAAAGACCGAAAGCAGCUGAAAGUUCUAAAUUACAAGACAAGAAAGUUACUUCAGGACAAAGCAACGCUGGAACGAAGCCAGAUCAUCCAACGAUACUUAAGGUUGAUGACAGGCAACGGCUUGCUAGACAACGGAGAGAAGAACGAGAAAAGCAGCUAGCUGCAAGAGAGUCCAUCUGGUUAGAAAGAGAAGAGAGAGCUCGGCAACAUUAUGAAAAGCAUCUGGAGGAACGCAGGAAGAAGCUAGAAGAGCAGAGAUUAAAAGAAGAGAGAAGGCGAGCUGCUGUAGAGGAAAAGCGAAGGCAGAGACUAGAGGAAGAUAAGGAACGACAUGAAGCUGUUGUACGUCGCACAAUUGAAAGAAGCCAGAAGCCAAAACAAAAGCAAAACAGGUGGUCCUGGGGAGGAGCACUGCAUAGCCGCAUUAAUAACACAGAUCCAGACAGGCGAUCUGUUUCAACAAUGAACCUUUCGAAACAUGUUGAUCCAGUCAUUAACAAGCGGCUCUCCUCCUCAUCUGCAACAUUACUAAAUUCUCCAGACAGAGCUCGCCGUCUACAGCUCAGUCCGUGGGAAAGCAGCAUCGUUAGCAGGCUCCUGACGCCCACUCACUCAUUCCUGGCCAGAAGUAAAAGCACAGCUGCACUGUCUGGAGAUGCAGUUAUCCCCAUUUGUCCCCGUUCAGCAUCUUGCAGCCCCAUCAGUCCUCUGUCCUACAAGACCAUGAGAUGUAGGAAUUCAGAACGAGCAAAACUUUAUGCCUCUACCGAUGCUGUUGGACGUAGGAGAACACCACAUCUCGCGGGGACUGACAAAAAAGAAAGAGAGAGAGACCAUUUCUCAUCCUGCUUCUCAGCCAGUUUUAAAGGCGGUCAUUUUUCUUCCAACCCCAAAGCUAGAUCACCAGCUCCCUCUCCAGUUUGGCAUGCAUCAAAGUCUUUGCCUUUUUUGCCUGGCACACCCAAGCAGAUAACUUCCCCACCUGGUUCCUCCAAAGUUUCCUCUACUCAGGCACGUCCUCCUUCUCCUGGCAACAUCCGGCCAGUCAAAAAGGAGGUCAAACCAGAGACUGAGAAGAAAAGACCAGAAAAGGAAGCUGAAAAAGCUGGUGAGGAGAGGACAGAAGAGAGUAAAGGAACUUCAGCAAGUGCUGGAGAAUCUACAAGCGAAGAGCUCACUGUCCAAGCAGAGCUUGCUCAAGCAGCCAGCCCAUCCCAACCUCCUGCUCCACCAGUUCUUUCUCCACCACCAGUCCCCACAAAGACCUCUGCAGGCACAAUGGACCCUGAAGAAGCAACAAGGCUGUUGACUGAGAAGAGGCGCCUUGCCCGUGAGCAGCGGGAACGGGAGGAGCAGGAAAGGAGGGAGAGAGAAGAGCUUGAAAGGCAAAAGAAAGAAGAGCUGUCACAGAGGAUAGCUGAAGAAAGAGCACGGAGAGAAGAGGAAGAAGCUCGCAGACAGGAAGCAGAGAAAAAAAGAAAGGAUGCGGAGGAGGAGCGAGAAAAGGCGGAACGGCUGCGCCGGCAGGCAGAAGAGAGAGAGCAGAAGGAGAGAGAAGAGCUGGAACGCAUUCAGAAACAGAAAGAAGAGGAGGCUCGCCUACGGGAAGAGGCAGAGCGGAUUCGAUUAGAGCGUGAGAAGCAUUUCCAAAGAGAAGAGCAAGAGCGCUUGGAAAGGAAAAAGAGGCUUGAGGAGAUCAUGAAGAGAACUAGGCGUGUAGAAGCUGUAGAUAAGAAAACCAAUGACCAGCAAAAUGGACAUAUAUCAAAGGCAAAUAGCACUGGUGAAGCAGUCAUAACCAGUCCUGCAUCAACCUUGGAACCUGCAGGAGGAUCCCAGCUUCAGCUUGGAGCACAGUCCCCACACAAUGGGACACCUGUCCCCUGCUCACAUGUGAUUGCUUCACAUCAACCCCCUCUAAGUGUGGACAGCAACCUCAAUCCAGAGACAAAUGCAAAUGAAAAUGGAAUGUCUAUGCAGAAUGAUAGCUUUGAAGAGAUCAUAAACCUGCCUAUUGGUUCUAAACCAUCCCGGGUGGAUGCCAUGAACAAUGAUGGAAGCAAUAGUUCUGAGAUUCCUUUGAAUCCAAUUCUAGCCUUUGAAGACAAGGGGACUCUUUUGCCUCAGGUAGAUAGUGUUCAAACACAUCAAACAGCAGAAGUGAUCUGAUUGUUUCUUCUGAAGAACCAAAGGUGAUGUGAGCAUCUCUGCAGUCAGUGGAAUUUCUUCCAUGCUAUGAAGGAGCUUUUUUGGGUUUUUUCUCUCCAGUUUUAUAAAGAUUUCUUGAGUAUCUUUUUUUGGAAGAACUUUAGUAAAACCAGCAGAAGAAAUGAUGGGAAUAGACUUGGAUCACAUUCCUCAUAGCUUUCAUCACUAGAAAAAUCAUGCUUCACGUGCAUUACUUAAUAUGGCUUUUUCCAACAAGCUUUUUCUGUUAGUAAAUGGAUAUUUCUGCAUUCCUUAAGACACAAGACACUGGAAUCUUGAAAGCAAUGAGCUGAUUUGGGUGGUGGGACUGAUUCUUUUUUUUUUUUUUUAAGGUGGGUGUUGGUUUAAAAGGCAUAAUUGUAAAAUUGGCAAAGAAUCUUUUACACUUUGUGGUUCUAAUACUUGAAAUAUAAAAUACCUCAUUGCUCUACAAGUAGAGUUAAUGAGGCGUUUCAUUUAAACCUCUUGGUUUAAAUAUUAUUGCAGAGAACUCUAAUUAUGGGGGCAAAGUAUAGGCUUCUGUAUUAGGUUCUUGUAAAUGUAAUUCCUGCAGGGACAUUCUGUAAAUUGAGAUGUCACUAUGAUCUUCUCUUUAAAAAAAAAACAAAACACAAACCAGGGCAGGUUUGGAAAAUGUGAAGAUUUGAAAGCAUUAUUUUUUCACAGACAAGAGGAAAACCUAUUGUUCUCCUAGAUGAUGUAUUUAUGAAUUUUGUUCAGUACAGAAAUAAAUUCUUUAAAUGAAUAAAUUAGAAAAAUGUGGUAAAAUGCUACUGCAAACUUCAUUUGAUUUUGUUUUUAGUUACAUCCACGUUCACAAUACUACAAAAGAUGUGUCCGUGUAGGUGUACGCACCUACAAGGAAACUCCUUGUUCUGAGUCCUGUAAAUUGCUGCUGUUCCCAAUGAUGGAAGAUUUUGCCUUAUCAGACUAGUGAAGACUGUGUGAAACCUGAAAUAUUUGAUUUUGGGAUGAUGAAGCAGGGUUGUUGGUUGUUUGGGUUUUUUUUUUGCUUUGCUCGUUUCAGAGCAAGUGGCAAAUGGUUGUUGUUUGUGCUUUUCAUGUAGUGCGUUGAUGUUCGUAAAGCUGCUCAGUUUGGGUGAUAAAGAGGAGCAGUGGAGGUUGCUCUCUCUUUAGUUUGAUGCUGAUUUCUACUGUGUUUUUUCCAUCCCUCACUUUUGGUUACUGUUGGGCAGAACUGUAAAGACAUGCACCUUUUUGUGCUUUGAUAAACAUUGCUGUUGCAGGGAGAGCUCGCUCUAGGAAGCACCAACCGGGGCUUGAUGCAUUGCUUACUGAAGUCAGUGAGCAGAUCCUUGGGCAGUGGAAAUGGAGGUUGAUGGGGUUUAAGUUCAUGCUGCCAGAGAAUGUACUAGAGAUCUUUCACUUGCUUUUAGGGAGCACUGAGCUAGGCCUCUAGGAAGCUGUGCAGAAAGUCUGUGCUAGCUGAAGAAACCCUCUAAGACAAAAGCUGAAGAACUCUUGAAGAAAUUGCUUUCUGGUGCUGCCAAGUGUUCAUCUUAUACAGCAGAUGGGAUAAAAGCAAUGGAAAUACAAUGCAAAAGAGACUUCACCUGCCAGAAUAUAUUUGGAAGGGAAAAAACAGCCAUGCAGUCAGAAUGCUUCCAAUAGUAGCUUGUGACACGGUAAAGUGAAUUGGGUUCCUUUCUUGCUUUCUUUUAGCUUUUUGUGUACAUAGCCACAAUAUUUUGAAGUGUCCAAAACAUGUAGUAUUUUUUCCUUAAAUCUAUAUAUAGCAUGUAAGUAUCAAAUAAAACUUGUUUGAAAUAUUUA
Messenger RNA from Pogoniulus pusillus (Red-fronted tinkerbird), 4632 nucleotides. RefSeq names its product microtubule associated protein 7 (gene MAP7). The transcript is spliced from 18 exons. Gene Ontology annotation, cellular component: microtubule cytoskeleton. The record is from RefSeq and is a predicted model, not a curated record. Gene Ontology annotation, biological process: microtubule cytoskeleton organization. NCBI's taxonomy places the organism in Eukaryota, Metazoa, Chordata, Aves, Piciformes, Lybiidae. Bases 514 to 2799 code for a protein of 761 amino acids.